AACUCAUUAUUAAGAUAUCGAUAAACAAUGGCCAGACGUACUACUGCUUUCCUUAUCUUUCUGGUUUCAGCUCUGAAACUCAGCCUGGUGGUCAUGGCCACUACUGCUGGUGAUCACAAUUGUCAACCAAUCGUCGCCGGUGAUACUGACCGGAUUCAGUUUGCUCUUAAUCUGGAGUUCCUCGAAGCAGAGUUUUUCCUGAAUGGUGCAAUUGGUAGAGGACUUGACAGCAUCGCUCCAUCUCUGGCUAGGGGUGGUCCUCCUCCGAUCGGUGCUAGGAAGGCCAAUCUCGAACCUUUAGUCGCUAAAAUAAUCGAGGAGUUCGGUUAUCAAGAAGUUGGUCAUCUCAGGGCUAUAAUUACUAGUAGAAUAGGAGGGAUUCCAAGGCCGCUGCUGAACCUCAGCGUUCAGAAUUUUGCAAACGUAUUUGACAAUGCAGUCGGUUUCAAAUUGAUCCCUCCAUUUGACCCUUACGCUGACACAACCCGCUAUCUCUUAGCAUCGUAUGUGAUUCCCUAUGUAGGAUUAGUGGGUUAUGUUGGCACCAUUCCAAGUCUUGUCAGAGCAACUUCUCGAAGUUUGGUUGCUUCGCUUCUGGGCGUGGAGGCAGGACAGGACGCGGUCAUAAGAACACUACUGUACGAGAGAGCCAACCAAACUGUGCGGCCAUACAACCUUACGGUGGCCGAAUUCACAAACCGUAUCUCAGGGCUUAGGAACAAGCUGGCCGCAUGUGGCAUCAAAGACGAAGGCAUCCUGGUUCCUCUAUCUCUUGGAGCAGAGAAUCGUACGAACAGUAACAUCCUGUCUGCUGAUCCUAAUUCUCUUUCAUAUGCUCGGACGCCACCGGAGAUAUUAAGGAUAGUGUACGGAAGUGGCAGUGAGCGUAUACCUGGUGGGUUUUUCCCUAAUGGUGGAGGUGGGGACAUCGCAAGGAGGUAUCUUCCCAGAGCUUAAUUAGGAGCUUCCUAUAGUUCUGGCCGGGAUGGGAUGCUUUCUAAUUGGUAGUUUUAUUGCAUGGUAUGGAACCAGCUGAAAUUUACAAUAAAGAUCAAUCAAUAAAUUGAUGGUUAAAAGGAAUAAAUCAUUAAAUUAAUGUUUGUAGUUUCUACAAUAUUGCAAUUACGAGCCAUGAUCAAGAAAUCCCAAUAUAUUAUAUUUUGCUGAGUAAA
Messenger RNA from Juglans microcarpa x Juglans regia, 1172 nucleotides. RefSeq names its product desiccation-related protein PCC13-62-like. The record is from RefSeq and is a predicted model, not a curated record. The transcript has 3 exons. NCBI's taxonomy places the organism in Eukaryota, Viridiplantae, Streptophyta, Magnoliopsida, Fagales, Juglandaceae. The coding region runs from base 28 to 957 and encodes 309 amino acids.